Molecule: messenger RNA, 5259 nt
Organism: Triplophysa dalaica
Lineage: Eukaryota; Metazoa; Chordata; Actinopteri; Cypriniformes; Nemacheilidae
Gene: jag1b
Product: jagged canonical Notch ligand 1b
Exons: 26
Coding region: 262-3885 (1207 amino acids)
Biological process (GO): cell communication; heterophilic cell-cell adhesion; Notch signaling pathway
Cellular component (GO): protein-containing complex; plasma membrane
Molecular function (GO): calcium ion binding; Notch binding
Source: RefSeq, a predicted model, not a curated record
GCACUCAGUCGCGGACAAACGCUCUCAUGGCUUCUGUGUAAUAUAUACCCGUCACUGAGAGAGAGAGGGGAGAGAAACAUAAUAAAAAAUACGCAAUUGACAUUCGCUGGGAUAAUAGGAGGCAGUUUCCUAGACAUUGGAAAAUAGUCUUCCGAAACAAACAUAAGUUGUUCUUCACCCGUGCAUGUUAAAUCGGGGGAAACAUUAGAGCCGUAAGUCGGCUAGAACUUCUGCGUUUCAAAGCAACACCAGCAAGAAGGCAUGAUUGUGCGACGGACUUCAGUAUUUUCUGCUUUUUACCUUCAUGCCUUUUUGUUAUGUUUGCCGACGAAGGUGUCUGAAGCAUCGGGGCACUUCGAGCUGGAAAUCUUAUCGAUGAACAAUGCGAACGGAGAACUGCACAACGGCUCGUGCUGCGACGGCGUCAGGAACACGGAUCGCAAAUGCACGCGGGACGAAUGUGAUACAUAUUUUAAAGUUUGUCUGAAGGAAUAUCAAUCGCGCGUUUCCGCGGCUGGGCCUUGCAGUUUCGGAACUGGAUCUACGCCCGUUCUCGGUGGGAAUACAUUUUCGACCAAGGGUACGCGGAGUGAAAAGACACGGAUUGUUUUGCCCUUCAGUUUCGCGUGGCCGAGGUCCUACACGCUGAUAGUGGGGGCCUUGGACUUCAAUAAUGAUACCGCCAGUGAAAGUUCUGUUGUAAAGCUCAUCGAGAAGGCGUACCACUCAGGCAUGAUCAACCCAAAUCGACAGUGGCAGAGGCUGACCCACAACGGCCCCGUCGCCCAGUUUGACUACCAGAUCAGGGUCACCUGCGAUGAACACUACUACGGCUUCGGCUGCAACAAGUUCUGUCGGCCACGUGACGAGUUCUUCGGACACCACACCUGCGAUUCGAACGGAAACAAGACAUGCUUGGAAGGUUGGACGGGUCCUGAGUGCAAUACAGCUAUCUGCGGACAAGGUUGCAGCACAGAACACGGAUUCUGUAAGAAACCAGGAGCCUGCAAGUGUCUAUACGGCUGGCAAGGUCCCUACUGUGAUGAGUGCACCCCUCAUCCCGGCUGUGUCCACGGGACAUGUGUGGAGCCCUGGCAGUGCCUUUGUGACACAAAUUGGGGUGGACAUCUUUGCGACAAAGAUCUGAACUACUGUGGUACUCUCCAGCCGUGUCGGAAUGGAGGAACUUGCAGCAAUACAGGACCGGAUAAGUACCAUUGCACUUGUGCUGAUGGAUACUCGGGGGUCAACUGUGAACGAGCAGAACACGCAUGUCUUUCCAACCCAUGUGCCAAUGGAGGGAUGUGCAAGGAGACCAGUCAGGGUUACGAGUGUGUCUGUGCAGUCGGCUGGACCGGCCCGUCCUGUGACUUCAAUGUGGAUGACUGUUCAUCCAACCCAUGCAAACACGGGGGCAGCUGUCAAGAUUUGGUCAACGGCUUCAAAUGCACCUGUCCUCCCCAUUGGACUGGUAAAAUAUGUCUGAUCGAUGCCAAUGAAUGCGAAGACAAGCCUUGCGUGAAUGCCAGAUCGUGUCACAAUCUGAUUGGUGCAUAUUUCUGUGAGUGUCUACCAGGCUGGACGGGACAGAAUUGUGAUAGGAACGUUAAUGACUGCAAGGGUCAGUGUCUGAAUGGAGGAACAUGUGAGGACUUGGUGAAUGGCUACCGCUGUCUUUGUCCACCUGGUUAUUCAGGUGAGCACUGUGCGAUGGACGUGGAUGAGUGCGCAAGCAGCCCGUGCUUAAACGGCGGUCGGUGUCAGGAUGAAGUCAACGGAUUUCAGUGCCUUUGUCCCGCUGGCUUUUCGGGUCAGCUGUGUCAGCUGAAUGUGGACUACUGCCAGCCCAACCCGUGUCAGAACGGCGCGCAGUGUUUCAACCUGGCCUCGGACUACUUGUGCAAAUGUACGGAAGACUACGAGGGCAAAAACUGCUCUCACCUGAAGGACCACUGUCGAACCACAUCAUGCAAAGUGAUUGACAGCUGCACUGUCGAAGUGGCAUCUAACAGUACGCCCGACAGGGUGCGGAAUAUCUCCUCGAACGUGUGCGGCCCUCAUGGGCGCUGCAGGAGCCAGCCGGGCGGCCAGUUUACCUGUGAAUGUCAGGGAGGAUUCAGAGGAACCUACUGCCACGAGAAUAUAAACGAUUGCGAAAGCAACCCGUGCAAGAACAGCGGGACUUGCAUCGACAAAGUGAAUGUCUACCAGUGCAUCUGCGCAGACGGCUGGGAGGGAGAUCAUUGCGAGCUCAAUAUUGACGACUGCAGUCUAAACCCCUGCCUGAACAAGGGGACAUGUCAAGACCUGGUGAACGAUUUCUACUGCGAAUGCAGAAACGGCUGGAAGGGAAAAACUUGCCACUCCCGCGAUAGCCAAUGCGACGAAGCCACUUGCAACAACGGAGGUACGUGCCAUGAUGAAGGGGACACCUUCAAAUGCAGGUGCUCACCUGGUUGGGAAGGAGCCACCUGUAACAUAGCCAAGAACAGCAGCUGUCUGCCCAACCCAUGUGAGAACGGGGGCACCUGUGUAUCGAAGGGUGACUCUUUCACCUGUGUCUGCAAGGAAGGCUGGGAGGGAUCCACCUGCACAGAAAAUACCAACGACUGCAACCCACACCCAUGCUACAACAGCGGGACGUGCAUGGAUGGCGAUAACUGGUACCGUUGCGAGUGCGCCCCGGGUUUCGCCGGUCCAGACUGCCGCAUAAAUAUUAAUGAGUGCCAGUCUUCUCCCUGUGCAUUGGGCUCCACCUGCGAAGAUGAAAUCAAUGGGUAUCGCUGUGUUUGUCCUCCUGGAAGAACAGGACCAGAGUGUCAAGAAGUUAUUGGCAGACCCUGUUUUGUUAAUGGACAAGUGACUGCUGAUGGCACCAAAUGGGAAGAAGACUGCAAUAUAUGCCAAUGUCAAAAUGGAAGGAUUCAUUGCACCAUGAUGUGGUGUGGACCAAAGUCAUGUAGGCCAGGAAAUGGCAGAAGUGCAUGUCCCGUUGACCAAUACUGUGCUCCCAUCAAGGAGGAACACUGCUUUGUCAAACCCUGCCUUAGCCUCGGAGAAUGCUGGCCCCCAGCACCUCAACCACCCCCCAAAUGCCAUGCCAGCUUCUCUAACCAGGACAACAGCUGUGCCAACAUCACAUUCACCUUUAACAAGGCGAACAUGCCUCAAGGCUUGAGUGUAGAACAGGUAUGCAAUGAGCUGAGACAUUGGUAUCUACUGAAGAAUCUCACAACAGGGAAAGCCGUCUCCAUCACCUGCUACUCAUCGUCUACAGCCAGCAAUGAGAUUGACGUCAGCAUUUCCACAGAAGAACCCAGGAGUUCUAUUAAAGACAUCACGGUCCAGAUCAUUGAUUUGGUGAGCAAGCGCAAUGGAAACAGCACCAUCAUUAAAGCCAUCAUCGAUGUUCAUCCGAUGACAAGCCCCAAAACUGACUACCUGGUUCCUCUGCUCAGCUCCAUCUUCAUAGUGCUCUGGAUCCUCGCCCUGGCCUCGGCGUUCCUGUGGUGUGUGCAUCGCAGACGGAAACGGAACAGCAACGCAGCUAUCUCAGCCGCGGAGGACAAUACCACCAAUAACGUGCGCGAGCAGCUCAACCAAAUCAAAAAUCCAAUCGAGAAACACGCGGCCCACAGCGUGGCCAUAAAAGAUUACGAGGGAAAGAACUCCAUCAUUGCCAAAAUUAGGACGCAUAAUUCUGAGGUGGAGGAAGAGGACAUGGAGAAACACCUGCAGAAAGCACGCUUCACCAAACAGCCAGCCUACACGCUGGUGGAGAAGGAGGAGCGCACGGCAAACAAAAACCCAAAUUGGACUAACAAACAGGACAACAGAGACUUGGAGACGGCACAGAGCUUAAACAGGACGGAGUAUAUCGUAUAGCAGGCAGCUGUGUUGCCUUGCGACCAAACCCCUGUCCCUAUCCCUCACGUAUGAACUGGAGACCGCUGCGUCGCGUUCUGGACUACAGGGCCGAUAUCGGCCUAGAAUCCUGUGUUAAUUUAAGUUUCGACAAGCUGGCUUAACACUGGCAAUUGAUAGUUGCUGUGGAUGGCUGGAAACCGGGAAUGGCGCAUCCGGGCGUUUUCCUUUGAAAAAGAAAAAACGUAAACAUACAUUUCAAAUAUGUCGAUAUUUUUGUGGAUACGUUUGAGUAUCUGAGUGUGCAUAGUGUUUGCAAAUAGUUGUAAGUGUUAUUUUUGUUUAUCAUGACAAUGCUCCCACAGCUAAAGUAGUCGUUUCUUUCUUAUCCAGCGGCUGUGCGAAAACUUUCUCUAGUCGGGUUCAUUUCUAGUUCAGAGCUUAAAGUGCCUUCGCAGCUACGUGCCACAGCAGUUGUCGGAAACGAAUAAAAAGAACAAAAAAAAUAUUUAUUUUUCUUUUCUUGGGGCGGGAUAGGUCGGUCAGCAUUUGCUGCCAAUAUGAAGAAUUGUCAAUUUAGAAGUGUAGAUAUGUAUAUAUUUUUUAAUUAAUCACUGUGUAUAUUUGAUUUAUUAACUUAAUAAUCAAGAAAAUUAAAAUAUCAUUCCUUUUUAUUUAUAUGUCAUGUCUAGUUUUGAAGGUUUUGAUAGCUUUGUAAGUCGAAAGCUUUGUUCAGACGAAUUCGUUUCACAUUUCAGAUACCAAAAUUUAAAGAGGAAAAUAAGUUUAAAAUAAGACAGGCAUUUUUGCGCCUAUUUCUGUUUUUCCUUUUUAUACGUUGUCAGAUAUUUCAAUAUUUGAAACUUCUAUUGUACGUAUUUUGCCAACGUUUACUUGCAUGCCGAUGCAAGUCACAAUUAAUGGCUGCUUUUUGUUCGGAUACUUGGUGGCAGACACAUUGCUUGCCACAUAUAACAAAAAUAAAAAUAAUUAAAAAAAUGAAAAGGGAACAAGAGUCUUUUAAGUUGCUUGUUGAUAAAGCGCUCUCAGAUGAGUUAAACAGACCUUUCUCUUUAGUUUUGGUUUGCAGUAUGUCGUAAGCUAGGCUGUGAAUACUUGAACAGUAGGGGGGCCAAUGGAAACACUGUAGACUGCCUUGCUUUCAGGAGUCCAUUUCUAUUGCUGUGCACGUGUAGUUUUCUUUUCCCAAAUAUUUUAUAUCUAGGCUCUCUAAAAAACAACAACAAACCGACAUGCUUAUACAUUUUAUGAGAUCAUGGCAAUAUUCAAUGUUCAUUUUUGACUUUUUUAGUUUGUUCCUGGCGAUAUUUUUUGAAUGUUAUAUUUAUUAAACCUUUUGUAUAAAAAGAAAAUUAAAUCUUUUUGUUUGCUUUG